UGAUACUGCGAAACUUUAUCUUGGCGUCGAAUCAGUUCAUUGGUUCUAACGAAUGCAUUUCUGAAGAGAACAUAUCGGGACAUGUUUUUUUAAAUAACUAGUUUUAUUUACAUAAACUGUAUUAGGCUUGUACAGUUCAAUCUGUCAGAUAGUGAGUAUGAGAUGCUCUAGACACAGAAUGAUAUGUAAGUAUGUGACACUAGUAGUACUGAGUAUUGUCCAGGUCAAAAAGAUAGAUGCAUCGGGACAGUGCUCGAACCUUCCUCCAGGAAUACAGAAGAUGGUCAUGGGAGUGGACAUCACUCGGCUGGAUCUCGUCCCUCUGGAUGUCGUUGGAAGCUAUGGUUUCGUUGGCCCCAUUCUCCAGUUUACAUGCGACGAGAAUAACACGUGGAAGUCCCCCGAAGGCAUUGUUUAUGAAUUACCUGAUCAGAUCUGGCAUAUGUCUUCAAGACCAGGAGGUUGGCUGUCGGCGAGUGUAAAUCUGUAUAAAUCAUACGAAGAUGUACGAAGCGCGAUGGCAACUGAAGUUGGAGGCGAAGGCGUCAUCUGGAAAUUUGCUUUCUCUGCCAGCAAGACUUACACAAAAAUGCAGAACGCAAUCACUAAUAGCUCGAGGUAUAUCUCAGACGUCGGGGCGUUUGAAUCGGCUACAAGGGCAGACUUUGUGCCGAACUGGGUUCUUACCUUGGACAAAUAUGCACAAAACUUUAUUGACAAAUACUUCAACGAGACAUUUGAGACUGACCCCAAGAGCUAUGACCUGUUCAUUAGCUUAUUUGGAACGCAUUAUUUUAGCAAAGCUAAUUUUGGAGGCUACAUUAGGCUUGUCCUUGAGACAACAACCGAUUAUUUUUAUUCCAGAUCAGACAAUGAAGUGCAGACCUACGCCAGAGCUACUUUGUUCAAUAUUAUCUCAGCUCAUGGGGGAAAAGUAUCAAGCUCACUCAACAUAGACGAACAUUUUACCAACUCAUCUACUCAAACUGUCAGGUAUUAUGGUGGGAAUACUAAUCUAUUAACACAAAAUGGAAUAGAGGAAUGGCAGAACACUGUAGACAACGAUCCUUGGUUGUUUUCUGGGGAAUUAAAACCUAUUAGCAGCUUGAUUACUGACGAAAGGAAAAAAAGCUCGUUGGCUAAAGCUGUUGAAAACUAUGUCCUGCAAACGUAUUUAAGUGAGAUGGAAAGGCUGGUCACGUCAGCCAUGGCAAAGUUCAAGGACUCUAUUCUCAAUAAUCUUCUUACACAAAUUAUACAACUAAAAACCUUAAAAGUUCUGACCUACGGAGACGUGGACACACUCAGUAAUGAUAUUCAAAGCCAGUUGAUGGCGCCUGUUUGGUUCACCACGAAAACUAGACUUUGUUUGAAGUGGUCAGCUCAAGCAGAAGACGGUCAAUGUGGAGGCGGAGCAGACAACGUUUUAUGUGCCACUCCAAACAGUUUGACCCCUCUCUACCAGGAUAACACUGAUAAUAGAAGAGGAGGGUGCUUCAUGCAGUGGGGCCUUCUGUCGAGCGAUUUUCCUUCCUGGUUCCAAGCAGUUCAAGUAUGUUAUCAGUGGAGUGGUUCUGACAGCUGCGGAGGUGGGGCAGCUAAUUUACUCUGUGCUGGGAUCAACGACUUUUCACCUGUGUAUCUUGACGACUCGGAUGAUAGUCCUGGAGGCUGCGCAAUGUCUUGGAAACUGGAAGUUCCAGCUACUGCUCCAGUGUGGAUGAAAUCUGCCAAGAUAUGUUUGGUGUGGUACCCGGAUUACGACGCAGGCCAGUGUGGUCAUGCGUCGUCGAGAGAUCUAUGUGCAGUGGCCAAUCAGUGGACUGAAAACUAUUACGAUCACACCGACGAACGAAGAGGGGGCUGCAGAAUGCGAUGGGGCAUCAAACUAGAGUUUUAGUAUCUUAAGUAAUCAGUAACUUUCAAUGAGAAUUCACGCCCUCAAAAAGUUAAGUACAUGUGUGCGUACAACAGACAAAAAUAAAUUCGAAAAUUAAACUUGUUUUUUUAAAUAUUGAAACAUUAAUAAAAUUGCAUCUUCUUCGUUAA
Messenger RNA from Biomphalaria glabrata, 2049 nucleotides. Its product is annotated as perivitellin-2 67 kDa subunit-like. Lineage: Eukaryota; Metazoa; Mollusca; Gastropoda; Planorbidae. Bases 158 to 1900 code for a protein of 580 amino acids. The record is from RefSeq and is a predicted model, not a curated record. The transcript has 3 exons.